Messenger RNA from Anopheles bellator, 730 nucleotides. RefSeq lists its product as uncharacterized. The record is from RefSeq and is a predicted model, not a curated record. The transcript has 2 exons. Lineage: Eukaryota; Metazoa; Arthropoda; Insecta; Diptera; Culicidae. Bases 136 to 654 code for a protein of 172 amino acids.
AGCCACCGCUCGGUUCAGUUGAUAGGAAGACCGCGCCAGUUGCUAGUAGUGCGAGCGUGCUAAUAGUGUUCAGUGUCCCGAAGGUGGCCAUCGGUUGUUCAAAAUAAUUUCAGACGAACUUUUGUGAACCCCAAAAUGGAAUCAAAACAGUGUUUGCUGCUGGCGACGGUUAUGGUGAUCCUUGCGGUCUGUGGAACCGGUUCCGUAAACGGUGCCGCGCUCGGUCGGGCUCCGCGACAACUGAGUAGUCUUCUGACACUGAGCGGUGAAUCGAACGCUAGAAUAGAAAAUGGCACCAUCAUCUGUGACACGCUUAAGUGCCCGCCGGAGUCGUUCAAGUGUGUGAUCGUCAAGAACUCGACCAAGGACGACGUGAACAAGAUCCAAGUGACACGCGAAUGCCUGGAUCCGGCCGGUAAGGCGACGGCGAAGACGCUUACCACCGAAACGUCCAGCUUCCCGGGUCAGCAGUUCGAGAGCUACGCCGAAAUCGAUAAGAAUGGCAACAUUGCAUCGUUCGACAACCGCGGCAACACGUACAAUCACUCGGGCAGUGGUGACAUUCACUCCUAUCUCUACGAGCAGAUAGAGGACCUCCACAAAGCAAUACUUGAUCAGCUGAGCAACGCUGGAAAUCCGUUCACGGCUACGUAAGGUCUUCGGCUCACAAGGUCCGUUAGCGGAACCGUCGAAGGGAGGUCGCAGCAAUAAAGGCCCACAGUUUCGUAGU